AGAUCCGACUUUCUUUGCUCAGGUAGUUCCAGGAUGGGAACACGGUGAAUUUAAGAGACCCGAGACGUUGCGUGCGAACGUGCUCUUUAAAACUUAACAACUAAAAGUAUUUGUGUUCGUGCAGCUGUUGCUCGCGUUGCAUCAGGUUAAAGCGGAACCGCCAGGCUCCUCGUCGUCAUCUCUUGUUAAGCAUGCACACGGACACAUAAACGUCAAGACGCCGUGGAGUUUGUGUGAAAGCUGUCCUAAUGUUUCAGAUCGCCCCGGCAUCGCUCUCUAACAGCCAGCAGGCGAAGAUCGAUGCUCUCGACGUGGCCUCUAAUAAGCUGCGCUAUUCUCCUCGUUAAUGUCACGUUUAAAACACCUUCCGGCUUUUAGUUUGUGUCCUCGCUACGCAAAUGAUCAGAAAAGCUCCUCUGCAGAUGCGCUGUAAGGACUGCGGAUCUUCCUUACGCGUCUGAUUUCGCAAAAAGCAGUAUCUGCGCGAUAUUCCAGGCGGCGGGCGAGUCGGUGAGACGAGGGUUUGUAGAGACUGCUUCAAGGUGAUUUUGGGAAAGAUUCGAGCCAUCGGGAUUUUUCGUGGGGUUUCGUCCUUUGGAGAAUGAUGAGGGGUGGAAGAGGAGCAGCUUGGCUUUGGAUUUGGGCCUGUUUAAUGGUGACCAGUGUUCUGGCUGGGAAAAGCUCCAGUCAGACGGCAGAUGAGCAGAAAGACAACACCACGGUCUUCACCAGGAUUCUGGACAGCCUCCUCGACGGCUACGACAACCGUCUCAGGCCCGGGCUCGGAGAGCGUGUAACCGAAGUCAAGACUGACAUUUUCGUGACGAGUAUUGGGCCGGUCUCGGACCACGACAUGGAGUACACCAUCGAUGUGUUCUUCAGGCAGAGCUGGAAGGACGAGAGGCUGAAGUUCAAGGGUCCCAUGGCAGUGCUCCGUCUCAACAAUCUCAUGGCCAGCAAAAUCUGGACCCCCGACACGUUUUUCCACAACGGAAAGAAGUCAGUCGCCCAUAACAUGACCAUGCCGAAUAAACUGCUGCGGAUCACAGAGGAAGGAACUCUGCUUUACACCAUGAGGCUUACAGUGAGAGCUGAAUGUCCGAUGCAUUUGGAGGACUUCCCAAUGGACGCCCAUGCCUGCCCUCUCAAAUUCGGCAGCUAUGCCUACACGAGGGCUGAGGUGGUGUAUGUGUGGACGCGAGGAGCGGCGCAGUCCGUGGUGGUGGCGGACGACGGCUCUCGGCUCAAUCAGUAUGACCUGAUGGGACAGACGGUGGACUCGGGUGUGGUGCAGUCCAGCACUGGAGAGUAUGUUGUCAUGACAACACAUUUCCACCUCAAAAGGAAGAUCGGUUACUUUGUCAUCCAGACAUACUUGCCGUGCAUCAUGACCGUGAUCCUGUCCCAAGUGUCUUUCUGGCUCAACAGGGAAUCUGUCCCCGCCAGGACUGUGUUUGGAGUGACCACUGUCCUGACCAUGACCACCCUGAGUAUCAGCGCCAGAAACUCUCUGCCCAAGGUGGCCUACGCCACGGCCAUGGACUGGUUCAUCGCUGUCUGCUACGCCUUUGUCUUCUCGGCUCUCAUUGAGUUCGCCACAGUAAACUAUUUCACCAAGAGAGGUUACGCCUGGGAUGGGAAAAGUGUGGUGCCAGAAAAGCAAAAGAAGAAGAAGGAGUCAUUGCUGAAGAAGAACAACACGUACACGGCCGCGACGGCGACGGCGUUCGCUCCGAACAUUGCCAGAGACCCUGGUUUGGCGACUAUUGCUAAAAGUGCCCCCCCUCCGCCAACCGAGCCCAAGGAAGAGCCCAAACCCAAACCCCCCGAGGCCAAGAAGACCUUCAACAGCGUGAGCAAGAUCGACAGGAUCGCCAGAAUAGCCUUCCCGCUGCUCUUCGGAACCUUUAACUUGGUGUACUGGGCCACCUACUUGAAUAAAAAACCCAAAAUACAGGGCGCCCUCCAGCCACACUAAGUCUAUCUCCUCCGUUUUUCUGUUUCGAUUAUUUUUCUUUUUUGGUCGUUGUUCCGUUUUCUUUCCUUUCUUAUGUUUCUAAAAGGUAACAAAAAACAAAACAAAACAGUGCAACGAAACGAUGGUAGUCACGCUCCCACUUUCGAGUUUGUGUCGACAUAUGUAACAUAUACUGUAUCUUCCUAUAUGAUAAAGAGAGGGACUGUAUUAUGUACAAACCGCUGCACUGGAAGGAAACUCAUACUAUAUAUACAAACAGACACAGUAUAUCAGACCUGAGAAAAUGCACAUAGAGUUUAUAGUUUAAAACCCCCUUCCUUAGAGAAUAGUCAACCCAGAAAAAAACUCUCCCUCGUGUUGUUCCAAUCCUGUAUGCUCUUGUUGAACGCAGAAGGAGACACUUUAUAAUGCCAUUCUAGAAACCAUGUCUGUCAGCAGCAGUUCAUGCUAAGCACACACUUUAUUCCAAGUCUUCUGAUGUGUACCACAUAGAAAUAUAGAUGUCGUGUGCAUUUUUUGGACAUAUUAUGUGCUGAUUGUGAUUCUGAUGAAUCUCCUGACAGGUUUAAAACAACAUGAGGGCGAAAUUGAAAAAAAUACGGGGUGAACUGUUCUUUUACGAUUCUUUUGACAUAAAACAUGUUUUUGCAUUACAUUAGCGAUGUACAUGGAAUAAGUUUGCAUGGGUGAAGCUUUCUGUACCCAGCUUGAUUUAACCGGUCACGUGUUCCUGUUUUUGUUCUCCCUUUUAGCCUGUGUUCUGGAUCUUCUGUUUCUUGAUCUUAUAUUCUACUAGGAUUCCAUUAACAGCAAUAAAACAUGUCUCAGCAGGAAAAAACAAAACAAAAAACAAUCAUUUACUCAUGGAUAUAAAAAGCGUAGAGAAAAGAUUAACGUGUAUAUCACAAAGCAUACUAUUUAUUUUGUUUUCAUGUAAAUAGUAUAAAAUCUUAGAGAUGUCAAUAUUCAUUUUGAGCUUUGCUAAAUGUAACUACAAGGUACAAACUCAGCGCUCGACAGAGAGAGAGAGAGAGAGAGAGAGAGUGCAUUGUUUGGAGGAAAUCCGGGAACUUCAUUUUAUUUAUGUUUGGAUUUACCUUUCGAUGAAUCUGUGCGUGCCGACCGAAGUCAAGACGCAUUAAGAGUGUUUAAGGAGGGCCUCAAGGAGACGCUUAGGAAGAAUGUAAACGUGGUGCCGGAACGCAGUUUUGUAUUUAUCACUAAAAUGCUUUUCUAUUUAUUUUGGUAGAUGCAAAGAGAAAUUGCGGGGAUAUAAAAACGAUGGCACUGGGGUUAUCGCUUCUGUGCUGAGCGAAUCAAGAGUAGUGCCUUGUAUAUAUUUGCAAGUUAAGAGGGUACUUUCUUAGGAGGUGCUCUCCUCGUUUCUUUGAACUCUUAGAUAUGGGCGACCUUUCAAAAACAUCACUGAAGAAAGUAUCAGCCACACUGCCUUUUGUCUCACAUGCCAUAGUGAACAUAUACUCCAUUACAGACAUGUUUGUCACUGCUCGUUAAUGAAAACUAAAAGAAGACAUGUCUAGCGGUUAGCCAUGUAUGUGAAUACACCGUUCUACAUAUAUAAAUAUGUCUUGUAGUGCUAUAACAAUGCCAAAUUUUUUAUGUUCGUGGCAUGUCAGUUGCUCCUCAAGCACCUAUUGAAAAGAAACCAAACUUAUAAAGAGUAUCCUCUCUAUUUUUGGACUGAGAGUUAAAAGAAAAAAAAAAAAAAAGCAAGUUCUCUUAAAUGAGGAACUUCGACAUGAUCAUACUUUACUUUGAUGUAGCAAUAUAGGUUAGUAAGGGCUUUUUUGUGACGGAAGUGAUAAAAGGCACACCAUUCUGAUCAAUUUGAGUUGCUCUUCUUGGUAUGUUUCUGAAUGCCUGAAAUAAGAAGCUCUUAAAAGCUGGCAGUACUCUUCUGUCUGGUCCCAUUCGUUCCUUUCUGUUUAAAAUGCACUUUUUGUUUCUGUUUUUUUCCAAACAACGAACGCAUACACAAACUUUUGAAACGAUUUGAUGUUUUUGGGGUGUGCCACUGGAUCAGGAACUUUCUGUCGCAUUCUGUGGACUAUGCGAUGCCGAUAAAUGUCACGUUACCCCUCUUUAUUUCACUCUUUGAUCUUCACAAAGACCUUUUUGACGGUAUCUAGGGUUUGCUGAGUUUGUGCCAGAUUGAGCAAAGACUGGAAGUUUACUCUGGGAUAUGUGUGAUACUGUAUGCAAACGAACAGUCGUGAAUUUCUUUGGAGCCAGACUUUUGUAAAUGCGGUAGUUCAUUGAUGCUGUGUAUAUAUCUAUACACACACACACACACACACACACACACACACACACACACACACACACGUUUUCCAUGAGGAUACUCGUUCUAAAGAUGCAACAUUUUAUUUGUACCAACCUCUUGUUAUGCAUUUUGCACAUGAUAGGCAUAUUUAAUAUUUCCGUAGUCAGCUUUGUGCUAUGCAAGGAUAGCUCUGAACCAUAUUAAUUAGCUUCUCUCUCACCCCUCCUCACUGUCGUUUCCAAUAUAUAUUGUAAAAAGUCAUUUAUGAAAUGUUCGCCCUAUUUAGCUGUGGGACUGUUUGUCAUUCUGAAAGCAUGUAAAGACGGGUGGUUCAGAUCUGGAAGAAUUCAUUUUAAAGACAGGGUAAUGUGGCAAUAAAAAAAUAUAUAUAACGAGAUAGAUUGAAAAGAAUCUUUCAGUUCGUGUAUUAUUUACACAACAAAUAAUAGAUAUAUUUAGAUCGUUUUGUUGCAUCUGAUAAUAUAUUUUUGAUGACCUGUGCUAUGGAUUUUACUUUAUUCGUUUUAUGGGAGAUUAUAGCAUUUCACAUGCAUACCAGAUUGUGAAAGUGGUUUCAUUUUUGAUUUUGCAAUGUACUGAAGUAAUCCAACACAUACUGUAAUUAAAAAAAAACUACAUUUGUGCUUGGCAAAAGUUGAAGUAACUGCUAACCGGAGGGAUGAACAUGUGCAGAAGCGGUCGUAGACGCGGACAGCAACGUGCACGAGUCCAGAGGCGAAGUAUGAUUUAUUCUGUACUGUACACUGGGAAAUCGUCUUUGUAAAGGUUUGCUUUCUUAAAUGUUAUGGCCCUGUAGAAUUUGAUUAUCUUCAUUAGUCAUACAAUAAAAGAAAAAAAGAAAUACA
This is a messenger RNA of Puntigrus tetrazona (Sumatra barb), 5128 nucleotides long. It is a transcript of the gene gabra1, whose product is annotated as gamma-aminobutyric acid type A receptor subunit alpha1. The transcript has 10 exons. Gene Ontology annotation, biological process: nervous system process; regulation of postsynaptic membrane potential; signal transduction. The record is from RefSeq and is a predicted model, not a curated record. The coding region runs from base 602 to 1978 and encodes 458 amino acids. Gene Ontology annotation, molecular function: benzodiazepine receptor activity; GABA-A receptor activity; inhibitory extracellular ligand-gated monoatomic ion channel activity. Lineage: Eukaryota; Metazoa; Chordata; Actinopteri; Cypriniformes; Cyprinidae. Gene Ontology annotation, cellular component: dendrite membrane; synapse; postsynapse.